Molecule: messenger RNA, 8226 nt
Organism: Tyto alba (common barn owl)
Lineage: Eukaryota; Metazoa; Chordata; Aves; Strigiformes; Tytonidae
Gene: GUCY2F
Product: guanylate cyclase 2F, retinal
Exons: 19
Coding region: 565-3942 (1125 amino acids)
Biological process (GO): protein phosphorylation; receptor guanylyl cyclase signaling pathway; intracellular signal transduction
Molecular function (GO): guanylate cyclase activity; ATP binding; peptide receptor activity
Source: RefSeq, a predicted model, not a curated record
UACAAUUGCUAAAUUAGAUAUGAGUACAUCUCUGCACUGAGGCAGUUCAGAUUGAGGCAGCCUUGGAACUCCACAAGACCUUCAUCGAGGAGCGAAGGGCUUGGGAGGAUGUACCCCACGUCAUGAAAACCUGGAGAAGAAUGGCCCUCAUCAAAAGGGACACAGGAAGCUUUUGAUAAGGAGUAGAGGGUCCCAGAGAACCCACACAGUUGGAGUGGCCCAUGCAAGCAAGAAGUUGAAGGAGGUGGGCACCAAAGCACGCUUGCAGGGGAGGCUGACCAUGCAUCGUUUAUCCUUGAGGUGGGACCCACGUCCAAGGAUAGCCACUGCCACCGGUGAGAAGCUGCUCUGCUGGUGGGUAGCUCCUUCUGGAGGUCCCUCUCCAUCAGGCUCGAGGGCCUGAGGGGGCAUUUACAGGACACGCUGCAUUGCGGUGCUUUGUAUUACAUGUCUCGGUGGCUGAGGAUCCAGGAUAAAAAUAAUUCUCCAGUAAUGAACAGCUGCUGGUAAUGCACUGCCCGUCUUCCCGAAUAACUCAGUGCAGAUCUACCCACCUGUAAAACAAUGUCAUUUCUCCUACUGUGUCCUAACAGCUUGUUCUGGGUGCUGUCGAGGCACAUUAGAUUGCAUCAGUUCAACACUGGAAAUUCAUUCAAGACAUUUUUCCAGGCUUCCUGGUUGCUCUUGUUGGGAAUAAUCCUACUGUGUUCUCCAGCACAUUGUUCUGUUUUUAAAAUUGGACUGCUUGGACCCUGGAACUGUGACCCUUUCUUUUCCAAAGCCUUUCCCCAUCUGGCUGCCAGGUUAGCAGUGGGACGAAUAAACAAGGAUCCUUCACUAGAUCUUGGCCACAGGCUGGAUUAUGUGGUCCUGCAGGAAGAAUGUGAGACAUCAAGAGCUUUGGUUAGGUUCAUUGACUUUGGAAAGUUUUCCUCAGCUUUCAUAGGCCCUCUGAACCCUGGCUUCUGUGAGGUGGCUACACUUUUAGGGGAAAACUGGAAUAAAGCCAUCUUCUCAUGGAUGUGCAUCAACUAUAAACUGGAUUCCACCAUCCACCACCCUACAUUUGCAAGGACCCUGCCCUCUCCAACCCGAGUUUUGUUUACAAUAAUGAAUACUUUUAACUGGGCUCACAUUGGCAUCAUUGCUUCCAGUGAGGAUAUUUGGAUGGACACAGCCAACAAGUUAGCAAGUGCACUCAGGAACCAGGGGCUUCCUGUUGGCAUUGUUACAUCCAUACGUAAAGGAGAGAAAGGCAUUGAAGACACCUGGAAUGAGAUUAAAGAAGUUGAUGGCAUUAGAAUUAUACUCCUGUGCAUGCAUUCUGUGCUCAUUGGAGGGAAGGAACAGGCCACCUUACUCACAAAAGCUCUGGAAAUGGGACUUGCAGAUGGAAGAUACGUCUUUGUUCCAUAUGACACUUUACUGUACAGCCUUCCUUACCAUAACAACCCAUUCAAUGUCUUUGAUAAUGACAGCAAGCUCCAGGAAGCCUAUGAUGCUGUACUGACUAUCACACUGGAGUCUGGAGAAAGGACUUUCUAUGAUGCAUUCAGAGAAGCUAAAGAAAGUGGUGAAAUAACUGGGAAUUUGGAUGUCACCGAGGUUUCUCCACUCUUUGGAACAAUCUAUGAUGCCAUUUACUUCAUGGCAAUGGCUAUAGACAGUGCUCGGAGAAAAGGAGCCAGAGUCUCAGGAGCUAACAUAGCUGAGAACACGAAAAACUUCAGUUUCCCUGGAUUUAGUCACUGGAUAGAGACAGACAACUGUGGAAGGGGUCUGAGCAACUAUGUGAUACUGGACACAGAUGGUUGGGGGAACCAGCUCUUCCCAACCCACUUGCUGGACAUGUCUUCAAACUCUGUGAAAUCCCUAGGCCGGACCAUCCACUUUCCCAGUGGAGCUCCACCCAAGCCAGACUCCAGCUGUUGGUUUGAUCCAGAUGUUCUCUGCACUGGAGGGAUUGAGCCUAGAGUAAUGUUUAUGGGAGCCAUGCUGGUAUUUGCCCUGGUGCUUUGUGCUGCAGGCCUGGCCUCUCUCAUCAGGCAUAAUAUCUUGAACAGCCAGCUAUUCAGGGGACCUAACAAGAUAAUACUGACUUUGGAUGACCUCGUCUUCAUCAACCCAGAACUACAUAAAAAGAGGCUGACCUUGGACAGUCUGACUGAUGCAAACAGCGUAGCAGCUGAUGGAAGAAGCGUGAAAUCCGUAACCCGCUCCUUUUCCUUGAAAAGUGAAGCUGCCACCUAUGAAACCUCCAACGUGGCUUUGUAUGAGGGAGACUGGGUGUGGCUGAAAAAAAUUGAGACGGGAGCAGUUCACAAUCUGCGGCAAAGCUCCACCAGCAUCUUGAGAAAGAUGAAAGAUCUGCGUCAUGAAAAUGUGAAUCUGUUCCUGGGCUUUUUCUCUGACUGUGGCAUCUUUGCCAUAGUGACGGAGUAUUGCUCCCGAGGAAGCCUGGAGGACUUGCUGAGAAACGAAGAUAUGAAACUGGAUUGGAUGUUCAAGUCCUCACUCAUGAUGGAUCUAAUUAAAGGAAUUAAGUAUUUGCACCACAGAGAUUUUGCCCAUGGACGUCUCAAGUCUCGUAACUGUGUUGUGGAUGGUCGGUUUGUACUGAAGAUCACUGACUAUGGUUAUAAUGACCUCUUAGAAGCACAGAAAUGCCCAUAUAUUCAGCCACCUCCAGAAGAAUUGCUCUGGACAGCUCCUGAGCUAUUGAGGGACCCGGACAUGCUCAGAAAAGGCACAUUCAAAGGGGACAUUUACAGCUUUGCAAUCAUCCUACAAGAAGUGAUUGUUCGGGGCCCACCAUACUGCAUGUCAGAACUCUCAGCUGAAGAAAUUAUAAAGAAAGUGAAGAAGCCCCCUCCCCUGUGCCGCCCAAACAUAGCCCCUGAGUUGGCCCCCCUGGAGUGCAUCCAGGUAAUGAAGCAAUGCUGGGGUGAAGCACCCGAACGACGUCCAACCUUUGAGGAGGUAUUUCUUAAGUUCAAAACCAUCAACAAAGGGAAAAAGACCAAUAUCAUUGACUCAAUGCUCAGGAUGCUUGAACAGUAUUCGAGUAACUUAGAAGAUUUAAUCAGGGAGCGGACCGAAGAGCUAGAGGUUGAAAAACAGAAGACAGAAAAACUUCUGUCACAGAUGCUUCCCCCAUCAGUGGCAGAAGCCCUCAAGACUGGUGGCACUGUGGAGCCAGAGUAUUUUGACCAGGUCACCAUCUACUUCAGUGACAUUGUGGGCUUCACAACCAUUUCAGCCCUCAGUGAACCCAUUGAAGUAGUUGACCUUCUGAAUGACCUUUACACAUUGUUUGAUGCUGUUCUGGGAAACCAUGAUGUUUACAAGGUGGAGACAAUUGGUGAUGCUUACAUGGUUGCCUCGGGGCUCCCAAAACGCAAUGGAAACAAGCACGCAGCUGAGAUAGCCAACAUGUCCCUGGACAUCCUCAGCUCAGUGGGAACAUUCAAAAUGAGACACAUGCCAGACAUCCCCCUCAGGAUACGAAUUGGGCUGCACACAGGGCCUUGCGUGGCGGGCGUGGUGGGGCUUACCAUGCCACGGUACUGCCUCUUCGGAGACACAGUGAACACAGCAUCACGAAUGGAGUCCACAGGCCUGCCUUACAGAAUUCAUGUCAGCCAAAGUACAGUGAAUACACUUCGAAGUCUAAAUGAAGGCUAUGAAAUUGUACCUAGGGGAAAAACAGAACUGAAGGGUAAAGGAGUAGAAGACACAUAUUGGCUAGUUGGGAAAAGGGGCUUUCUGAAGCCCUUACCUAAACCUCCUGAAAUAAAGCCAGGCCACAACUCUCCAGAUGUACUGACCAAGAAAAUCAAAUCUGUCCUGAAGGACACAAAGAGGACACUGACAAAAGCAACCUUUAAAGAGCUGGCGAACAUGAAGGAGGAUGGAAUAAGUAUUGAAGAGGAUGAAAUCUGAGAAGAACACAGUAAAGAACUAGUAAGAUCGGGAUGGACACCUUGAAGCCAACCCAGCAGAGGAGCUCACACCUUCCAUUUAAUUCCCUUCCAGCCCAAAGCAAUAUAAUUGAGGAAGCCUCUUAGAUCUUGCAGAGGGUGAACUUGAGCAGGCACUUUAAUCCUGACCAUCAUUUCUUGUGAAAUUGGGCACCAGCUCAGAGCUGUAUGUGUGUUUUUGACAGGGGUCCACAGGGGAGAAAAGUAAUGGUGAUAAUGAUGGUAACACCAGCUUUGCAUCAGCAUCUGUCACAAGGAUGAGCCCAAAGGAUAUUUUAGGUAGGUCUGCAUGGCAGCACAAACAUGUCCAGCUGCACCUGGGCCUGGAUUUUAUCAAUAAUGCCAAGUGCUAAAGUGGUUUAACUGUUUUGCGUUAAAUAUAAUUGUUGUUGUUGUAGGAAACUCAGGUUUCAUGAAAAUUAGUGCGAUUCAGAAUAAAAUGUUUUUGACAGCAACAAAAAAUAUUUUUUACUCCCCACAAGAGGAAAUUUUGAAUCAAAUUGUUUUGUUCCUCAAUGUACGUCAAUUUAAGCUGAAACAUUUUAUUUUAAAUUGACAUUUCAGCUGAAAAUGCCAUUUUAAUGAUAUUUUCAAACUGAAAUGACAGUUUUGAAAUGAAACAGUUUGGUAUGAAUCAAUAUUUGUUUCUAAAUGCCAAAAUGUGAUUCUGCUCAAAAUGUCAAAAUAUGUCAUCUUCACAAUUCCAGAUCUAAACUGGAAGAACAUUUUGUUUCACUUUAUACACACACAUAUAUAGCAUAUCUAAAACAUUUUAUGAUUUUCAUCCCAAAGCAGGAUGAAAACAGAAUGCCAAGAUAUUGUAGAAUGGAGAUGCAGAGAAUGACAUCCUGCAGUUCCUUUAGCUGAGUAAUAAUAAUAAGAUAUAAAUUUUUUUUCCUGCAAAAGUGGGGCAGUACAUCACUUCAGCAGUGCAAAGCCUAAAACACAUCACUCUUUUUCCUUCUCAAUCUCCAAGUGGCCUCAAAGGCAGCUGUCUUCAAAGUAAACCUCCCAGUGAGUAAAAAUACCUUUCUGCAAAGGACUAGCAUUUGGCCUGUAGGCAUUUCUCUUGGAGCACACUUCAUCUAGGCCAAAUAAUUUUGUUGCUGGCCACUACUUCCUCCAGGUUUUUUACUCUUGUUCAACAUCUGGCUUCUAACACACUUCUGGGAAUUGUUGUUUUUGCUUCUGCAGGGCUGAAAAGAACUGCAGAUAUGGUAAUUUAAUCAAUAUUACCACCGGAAGGUGCUCACUGAAAACAUGGAGACCUUUCUCAAGCUAAGUUUGAACUCUUCUCAUCAGAGCAACCAGAUCAGGUUUUUAUCAUUCAGAUGAUAAAUAAGUCAACAACCACUUGACAAACCUUCUCUGGUCAUUACAAAUAUCUUUAUGAAACGAGGAAAUCCAGACUCCACAAAGCUAAGGAAGAUAGUAUUUUCACAACAAAUUCACUGUAGCAAGUAUAAAACACAUCUUCUGUCAAAGUAAGAGUUGUUUGGAGUAUAAACAUCUGAAAAGUGAAAAUGGAAGGGAAAUUUGUUAAUGAUCUUUAAUAAUGAGAUUUUACUCUGUGGCACCUGGUUUUGUGAAAGAAGCUUUUACCUAUUUAGUGGUGAGAGUUGAUAUUCCAGGUGGGAGAAGUUGGCCCUGGAAAGAUAUCUGUCAAAAGGCUCAUACGACACUUGAGCUGUCAAAGAGGGCUUAGGAACGCUUUCACCUUCUGCACUGUGCUCACUGUCUGUUUGCAAAUUCAUUUAAGAAUAAAGUCCUAUAGAAGAAACAUGGGCCAGGCAAUUCUGACACAAUAUACCUCAGUAUACAGUUCCAGGGAGGGACAUUGUCUGGAUUGGUCUGUGCAAAUGUGAGUUUAAAAUCAAACAAUUUCUGCAUAAUUCAUUAUUUUCCCAUUAUUUUCCCAUGUUAAAAACACUGAUCAGUGCUGUUCUGUUGCAUACUCGUGUGGUUUCAACCAACCUGGCCUUACGUCUUGGCUAAAGGGAAUUGCAAGUUGUGGCAGGCAGAAAGCACAUCCUCCCUAUGGAGGACAGAAAAGCUCUUCCUCUGCUCUCGGUGUCAUAUUUCCAUGCAAGUGAGAGUUACAUCAAUGGAUUUUGCUUGAAAAGGCCUAUGUGGAAUCAAGGCUGGCCUCCAAAUGAAGAGAAAUACCUACAACGAUGUGCAAAAGGAGAAUCAUCUGGCUAAAUCUAGCCCUAUAAGUUGCAGUCUGAGACAGUCACCCAGACUGGUCCCCUAACAGUCAGAGAAGGGAAACAGGCACUUCCCAGGAGUGUUUCUUAAUCUCCUACAUGUAGAAACUUCUGUGUGUGCCGGGUGUCUCAGCUCCCACUACAGUUAAUGGAGAUCAAGUCAAAAAGUCCAAGGAACCUAAUGACUCAGCUGUGCCUAAAAUGGGUGCCUACAUCUGGCUAGCAGUCACCCCUAAACUUCACUGACUACUGGCAAGGUCUCCAUUCAAACAACGGGAGCCUGGUGCAUGCAGAGAUACACAAAUGGAGAUACCUGUGAUACAAUUCAGCUGCUGAAACACAGGUGCUUAAUGCCAUUUAAGAUGCCAUAGAGUACCUACAACAUCCAGUCAAAGCUGCUAAAGAAGAUACAGGAUCAGACCCUUUUGCAAUGGCAGCUGGAGGCCAGGCAGCAGACCCUAAAAUCUGAAAUAAUACCAGACAGGUAUGUUUUAUGAGAUAUGCCUUUAAAGUUGGGUGUCUUAAACCCAAAGUGAAUCCCAUCCCAGAUUACCUGCAUUCAGAUGGAUGAACCAUGCCCUAAAAGUGUUCGCCGUCGACUAACAGGAGCUGCACUGAUCAGCUCAGGUGGAGAAACCUACUUCACAGGUGAAUAAAGUCAAGUUGGAUGAGCUUCACUCCCACACAGAUAUCACCAUUGGUUCAGAGGAGGUGCUGGACUCCCCGACCUUUUCCCUCAGUCUGGAAACUCUGCUAUUUGGCUUGCCUAGAUGUGCUAACCCUCUCUGAAACACUUGUUUUUCCCAGCACACAAGCAAAAUGGAUAUAAAGGAAGAUACAUAUGAACAGAAAACACAAUCUGUGAAGCGAAUUACCCCCUGAAAACCUUCCCAUCAAUCCAUUUAGCUGGUAAUCUGGCAGUGAACAGGAGGGACAGAGACCUUCUAUUUCUGCUAUAUAUCAAAUUAAACAUAUGUAAAUGCAUGCAUACAAAAAAAAAAAAACAACCCCAAAACAAAAAAACAACCCAACAAACAACACACCUCUUCAAUCUACCACUAUGCAUAUAUUCUCCUUCCCAAAAUCUACACAUAGGUUCAGAUACAUAUAAAUUUCAAUUUUGGGGUACCUGUUUUUUUAUUUCAUGCUUACCCACUAAGAAAUAAUCUUUUGAGUGUGUGUUUUUGUUAGUCCAAGAAAAGAUAAUUUUAAGAAAAUGCUGGGUAGCCAAAAAUUGAAUUUUCCAGCUGAAGAUGAUUUAAACAAGAGGAUUUUAAUCUGCCCUUCUGCACAGUUUUUGGAUUCUUUCUUCAGCCUGUAGUCUUCUAAAAUAAACAACAUUCUUUGAAUUUAUUAAAAAAAAUAAAAUAGUAAAUCUGUGGGAAAGGGUAGCAGAGAAGCAAAGUUCUAAUCACUGAUGACUUUAGUAAUCCCAGGAUAAUUCUUAAUUCUCUUUGAAGCCAGUGGUAUUUUUUGCCUCUUAACUUCAACAGGAAGAGGCCAAGGACUCAUCCCUGAGUGUGAUAACCUCUACUGUUAGAAAGCCAUAAAAUAUAUUUAUAUUUUCCUGGCAUUGUUCUGUUUAGACAGGUUUAGGUUUACUCAUGAGAUUUCUUCCCAUACUAACUGUGAUUAUUGUAUCAGGAUCUUUUCUUGUUAUUUUGCUCCUAAAGCUAGUGUUUGGAUGUUGUAAUGAAGAAGAUGGGGGCUGGAAGCAGCAAAUGUAAAUUUUGUAGCUCCACAUCAGACUUCUCAGGUGACUGCGGACAAGUCACUUGGUGGAUUUCUUGGAUAGUGAAGCACACACUCUAGAAACCACUAUCAACAAGAACCUACCAUGUGAUUGCUGGAGGUUUAACAACUAACGUUAUAGGGAGAUUUUUAAUGUAAUCGUGCAAACCCGCUGAGAGCUGUAGAAGAUAUAUUUAUGCACAAUAUACACUGUCUGAAUAUAGUUCAUAUUUCAUACAGUAUUUUUAACAGUGAAUUAAAACCAAAUGCCAAUAAAUAUCCUUGGAGACCUAUCCCUCCACCUGAAA